Molecule: messenger RNA, 1239 nt
Organism: Opisthocomus hoazin
Lineage: Eukaryota; Metazoa; Chordata; Aves; Opisthocomiformes; Opisthocomidae
Gene: CLDN1
Product: claudin 1
Cellular component (GO): bicellular tight junction; membrane
Molecular function (GO): structural molecule activity
Source: RefSeq, a predicted model, not a curated record
GACAUGGCCAGCGGGGGGCUGCAGGUCCUGGGCUUCGUGCUGGCCUUCCUGGGCUGGAUCGGCAGCAUCAUCAGCACCGCCAUGCCCCAGUGGAAGAUGGCAUCUUACGCGGGGGACAACAUCGUCACGGCCCAGGCGCUCUACGAGGGGCUGUGGAUGUCGUGCGCCAUGCAGAGCACGGGGCAGAUCCAGUGCAAGGUGUACGACUCGCUGCUCAAGCUGGAGGGCAGUCUGCAGGCCACUCGGGCUUUGAUGGUGGCUUCAAUACUCCUGGGCCUCGUGGCUGUAUUUGUGGCUGUGACUGGGAUGAAAUGCAUGAAGUGCAUGGAAGAUGACCAGGUGAAGAAGAUGCGGAUGGCUGUCUUCGGUGGGGUGAUCUUCAUCAUUGCAGGUUUGGCAGCGCUGGUGGCCACGUCAUGGUAUGGCAACAGAGUGGCUCGGGCCUUUUAUGACCCUUUCACCCCUGUCAACACCAGGUUUGAGUUUGGAUCAGCUCUCUUCAUAGGCUGGGCAGCUGCUUCUCUGGCCAUGCUGGGGGGAGCCUUCCUCUGCUGCUCCUGUCCACGGAGAGAAACUUCAUAUCCACCCAGCCGAGGCUAUCCGAAAAAUGCCCCCUCCACAGGGAAGGAUUACGUAUAAUGAAACAAAGAGGAGGAGCCACCAGAACUGGUAGUGAAAGCAUUUUGGAGAGGACACUACAAUGCCACUGUCCUGAGCAGAGUUCAGACUCUGGGUUCUGCCUUCCUCUUCUCCCAAAAAUUUGUAUAUUUUUGUAAUCCUCUUUGCUACUGGACAUAACUUCUCCUUUCUCUCCCAGCCCGUGGAGGAAGGCUAGCCUAGGUUCAUAGGUAUUGCCACUGGAAAGAUGAAACCUCCAAGCUUGGGUUAAGUUUAGUACUUGGGAGUAAAAGGGAAAAAAGAUACUGGUUUUUUUAGAUGGAUGUUGGUGCUUUUUUAGUUUUUUUAUUUUAAAAAAAUAGUUGGUAACAAUUCAGUCCCAUAUCCCAUUAAGUUAGAGCCCAGUGUGGUGUGUGUAGAGAUUAAAGGAACAUAUAUUCCAUACAAAGUGAUGAAACCAAUAGCUUAAGGGGAAACAUAAUUUUAGGGAAAAGACUUUACAUGUAGGAAUGUUUGAAGAGAUCUAAAAUGCUCCUGUACUGUCUUAUUAUCGUCAUCUUCAGCACCCUCCUUUUUGUGCAGAUUGACAUGACAAAGGGUCAAACACAAUUAAAUUGCUGU